This is a messenger RNA of Fusarium keratoplasticum, 1896 nucleotides long. RefSeq names its product FAD-binding-3 domain-containing protein. Gene Ontology annotation, molecular function: FAD binding. Bases 1 to 1896 code for a protein of 631 amino acids. The record is from RefSeq and is a predicted model, not a curated record. NCBI's taxonomy places the organism in Eukaryota, Fungi, Ascomycota, Sordariomycetes, Hypocreales, Nectriaceae. The transcript is spliced from 6 exons.
AUGAUUCUCUACAUUCUUUUUAGUACAUUUUCUCUAGUCCUCGCUGGACAACUUCGAUUCUCCAAUUUCUCUGAUGUGACCCUGGCACCAUUCUCGCCAUGCAAUGUGAAAGGUCCAUCUAGAGUCGCAGCCAACAAUGAUGUCCUCGAUGUUUUCUUCGAUGAGAAGAAUUAUGAUGGUACUCGCGAUGACCGUGGCGCUGAACUUUGUGUUUUCGAACCUGGCACCCGCAGAAAUGUAGGCCAGAUGGCAAAGGAAGGCUGGCAAGGUUUUAGCGUUUACGUCCCCUCGACAUCCGCCUCGACUCCUUUCCCAGAUGAUCGAGAGACGAUGAUUGCGCAGCAAUUUUGUCCAGGCAGGUGCUCCUCGUGGUGCGGGGGUCUGCGCAUUACGAACAACUCUCUUGUUGCUGAACAUCGACCUUCGUGUGGCAGAGCUGAGAGUGGAGUUCUCGCUGAAAAUCUCACACGCGACAAGUGGUAUGAUGUAGUCGUUCGCAUGCGUGUCUCGCGAGAGCAAGAUGGUGCCUACGAGGUAUGGCUGGAUGGAGUCAAGGUUUACAGCAAACUUGGAAUCAACGUCGGCUUUGGCACAUGGGAUGGCGAUAAGCUGACCACGAGAUGGUACUUCAAAAACGGCAUGUACGCCUAUGAUUAUGAUCAAUACACUGGCUUGACUCGAACACUGCAUUUCGCCAACAUCGCCUGGUAUGAAGCUGAUGAUGGGCCAUCUGGACUCCUGCUAGCUCUGAUGCUCGCGCAGAGUUCAAUCCCUGUUACCCUUCUCGAUAUGAAGAGCGACCUGGACAAGAACCCACGGGCGACGCACUACCCUGCACCUUCGAUGCAUGAGCUCAACCGCGCUGGCGUCGGUGAUGAACUCCGUGAGCGAGGAUUCAUGCCAGCUGGCGUCACCUGGCGUAAGCUGGAUGGCACGCCUAUAGUGACGUUGGAUGCUGGAAACGUGUCUGACGACCCUGACCGCAUGGUCUGUCUGCCAUUGGAUCAACUAGGUGAAAUCCUCAGAAAGCAUCUACUCAAGCACCAAAACGUCAAUAUUCUGUUCAACUACAAGGUCACUGGCAUUGGCCAGAACGAGGAAAAAGCCUGGGUAGUCGCCGAAACUCCUGAUGGUGAGAAGAAGCUCAGUGCCGACUAUAUUGUUGGCUGUGACGGAGCCAACAGUCAGAUCCGCCGUUCGCUUUUUGGUGACUUGGAGUUCCCGGGCAGGACAUGGGACGAACAAAUUGUAGCAACAAAUGUGUACUACGACUUUGACCAGUUCAAAUGGAAUGACUCGAAUUUUAUUGUGCACCCCGAGCACUACUACAUGGCCGCCAAGAUCACAAAAGAUGGGAUGUGGCGAGUGACUUACGGUGAGCUUCCCGGCCUCACAUUUGAGCAACUACGGGAGCGUCAGCCUGCCAAGUUCAGAGACAUGCUGCCCGGUCAUCCGAGUCCGUCCGACUAUAAGCUCGUCAACUUUAGCCCUUACAAGGUCCACCAACGCUUGGCCACCUCUAUGCGUCAAGGGCGAUUUCUGCUUGCAGCCGAUGCCGCGCAUCUCUGCAACCCUUUCGGCGGCCUGGGCCUUACUGGAGGGAUCGUCGAUGUUGGUGGGCUCUAUGACUGCCUCCGAGGCAUCUACGAGAAAAAGGCUGACACCACGAUUCUGGAUAAAUACAACGAGAUAAGGAGACAAAAGUGGCUGGAUGUCAUUGACGUAGUUUCGAGUUCCAACUUGCGCAGGUUGUUCGAGGUGGAUCCUGAACAAGCUCUCGAGACGGAUGGCUUCUUCCAGAUGCUCAGGAAAGCCGAGACUGAUCCAGCGUGCUCCCAAGAGCUCCAAAAUGCGGUCAAAGCCAUCCAGCAUGAUUUCACUCAGUACUACAAGUAA